CCACCCGUCCGAAAAUAACAGUCAUUCCGCGAACCUCCGCGAACCACCGCGCCGCUGCCGCACCACGAGACCACGAGUGCCGUUACGAACUGUCAUCAAGUGCUCAUACUGGAUUAAACCCUACAUCAUCGUCUUCCCUCGCGAAAACAAUCGCGACAGAUAAAAAAAAGAAAGGCACGUUUUGCGCGGAAUCAUUCGGCGGUGAAUGUAGUCAGAGGAAAGUUUUCGCCGAGGAUGCUCCCAUCGAAUUUCACACGAGUUCAGUUGUGCUUUCUCUUUCAUCUCCAGACAAAUUAAAAUAUUUCGUGUUUGUCCCCAGAUUUUGAAAAAUUAUCGAUUUUAAAGUUCCGACUCGAUGUGUUCCUAUGAAUUUAAUUUUUAAGUAGACCGUGUCAUGUAGUGCAGUUUUCUGGAGGUUCGCACGAACCAAAAAUUCUCAUAUCAAAUUAAGUUUAUCAAAUUAUAAUGAGUGACACAACGCCGUCUAGAGAGGCCCCAGCACCAACCAUGACUACCGAAUCGCCAGCCAACAGUCUAGAUGUGUACUACAUUCCAAACAUAAACAAUGAAGAAAAAAAUUACAAGAGUAACUGCAAGUCUACCUUAUCUCAGGUUAUCGCGACUCUAGUAGAGAGUCUUCUGAUGGUGGUGCUUGGAACUCAGAGCGUUAUGCCGACCAUUGUUUUGGGGGCUCUUCGUAACAACCCGCACGAAACGCUCAGCCUGAACGAUUAUGACGCUGCUUGGCUAGGGAGCAUCCUGUUCCUGUGUCAGCCGUUCGGGAGCGUGGCCUCCGGGUUCCUGAGCGAGAAGUUCGGGCGCCGCGGGAGCAUGACCCUCAUCAACGUGCCGUUCAUCGUCGGGUGGAUCCUGCUCUACUACGCCUCCUCCGUGACGGGCCUCUUCGCCGCGGUCCUCGUCAUGGGCAUCGGGAUCGGCUUCUGCGAGGCCCCCAUCGCCGCCUACCUCGGCGAGAUCGGCGAGCCCCAUCUUCGAGGCUCCCUCCUCUGCAUCAUGUGCUCGGCCGUGUCGCUCGGCUACCUCUCUACCUUCUUCCUCGGCUCCAUCAUGCCUUGGCGAACUUUUGCACUCGUCAAUGUCAUCUACCCUGUCACCACGAUGAUCCUCUUCACACAAAUUCCUGAGUCUCCGAUUUGGUUAAUUCAUAAAGGACGCCUGAAAGAAGCUCAGAAAGCUUUGGGCUGGCUCAGAGGAUUCGUGGAGCCCCGUCGUGUUCAGCAAGAAUUCGAUCGCAUGGUCAAACAUAUCGAAGCCUCAAAAUCAUCCGACCGUCCAAAAGGAAAUGUGGAAAGCCAAGACGAUGGUUCGUGCGAAAGCAAGUUUACAGUCAUCAAGAGGAUAUGCGAGCUGCGAAACAAGAAGUUAUAUCUGCCGCUGAGAUUGGUCUUCAUCACGUUCAUUUUUACACAGUGUAUGUGUCUCCAAGCCUUCAAGCCUUACCUGGUCAACAUUUUGGACACCUUCAAGUUUCCCGUUGACUCUAAAUGGGUUCUCGUGAUGAUUGGUCUGAUGAAUUUCGUCGGAUCCGCGAUGCCGUUGUUCAUCUUCCGAUUCACGGGGAAGCGUCAACUGAUCCUGUGCAACCAGUUCAUCUGCGUCGUCGGGGUGUUCGCGUUGGGGCUUUACUGCAGUUUCCUCAACGACACCCUCGACACCAACAGCGACUGGCGAUGGCUCCCCAUCGUCCUAUUCGCCAUUGUCUUCUUCUCCGCGAGCACCGGCAUUAUGAAUAUUCCAUGGAUGCUAAUGGGAGAGGUCUUCCCCAUACAGUAUCGCAGCUUUGCGAACGGAUUGUGCGGCGCCUGGGCGUACUGCGUGACAUUCGUUACGGCAAGGCUCUACCUGCCGAUGGAACACGUUCUCUCCUUGAGUGGCAUGUUCUACCUUUACGGAAUUGUCGGCAUCCUCGGGUUCUUCUACUUUUUGUUCUUCUUGCCAGAGACCGAGGGCAAGACACUGGAGAAAAUCGAAUCUUAUUUCACGCCUCACCACGACAAGAAAGAAAAAUUCACACGACCGAAAAGAUGAACGUAUACUGGACGCGUAUCAUGAGAAAAACGGAAGUAAUGAUCUGUAAGAGUCAAAGCUCCAACUUCGAAGAAGUUUCGAUGAAGUUUUGCUCUUCGCCUAGUGGCUCCACAUACUGAGAUGGAGACAGAUGUUUUCCAGAAACUUUCCAGGAGGCCUCAAAAUCGAAUUGAGGUGUCCCUUGAGCUUUGAGCUCGACCAUGUGUUUUAAAACCUUACAGAGAAACUCACAAAAAGGAUGGAUCGGAGAUCUAUUUUUUAAGUUUUGAUUGCUCGAAAAUUUAUUUUUAAAGUAUUGAUGAAUCAGGAAUCUAUUUUUAAAUUAUAUUGAUGAAUCAAAAAUCUAUUUUUAAAUCAUUGACGUGAAAAAUAAUUGUGAUUUAGUGUUAAUUUUGCUCACGCUGAAUGACGUUACUUCAAUUUCAUUCUCGCCCAUCUCGACGUCGCAUAUGGUCACCCAAAAAUCCACGUUGGCAUCAACUUCUGUUAAGUAGUUGAACAUCUCUACCAACCAUGUACACCUGUAAAAAUUUUAGAUAUUUUCGUGGCCAACGCUUCAAAAAAUGACGUACUAUUACAGACGCCUCUCUUUAGAGAUGCCUCAGACUUUUCUGAAGUGGUUGUGCAAAUAUUUUCGUGUUCCUCUGCAGAAAUCUACAUCAAAGUUGUAAAAUUCAAGGAAAAAAUAAUUUUUUAAUGAGUUACUCAUUUUUUUGUAAUAUUUUUAUAUACCUACUUUAGUUGUAAUAAAUGAAAUUUAGCAACAUGUA
This is a messenger RNA of Bemisia tabaci, 2819 nucleotides long. RefSeq names its product facilitated trehalose transporter Tret1. Gene Ontology annotation, biological process: transmembrane transport. The record is from RefSeq and is a predicted model, not a curated record. Gene Ontology annotation, molecular function: transmembrane transporter activity. Gene Ontology annotation, cellular component: membrane. NCBI's taxonomy places the organism in Eukaryota, Metazoa, Arthropoda, Insecta, Hemiptera, Aleyrodidae.